This is a messenger RNA of Peronospora farinosa, 1071 nucleotides long. Lineage: Eukaryota; Oomycota; Peronosporomycetes; Peronosporales; Peronosporaceae. The record is from the annotation of a GenBank genome assembly.
AUGACAUCAAAUAGUGGCGACGAAAACUCUUCGACGGAUGCAGUGGCUACACACAUGACAGUAGAAGACGUUGGAAAGGUGGAAGACUUGCAAAUAGUGGGAGAAAAACGUCAUGAACGUGAUGAAGAUAUGACAUCGCUGUUACCGACUGUUCCGGAUACUGAAGUUGAUGACGGAGCCGCUUCACAGGACUCACAGGCCACGCAGGACGACGACAUUCACAAUGUUGUGGCUACAAUGAAAGAGGCGGUAGGAGUUGACGUGGUUUUUGAUGCUGCAGCAGCAGCUGCUGCCGUUGUCCCGCUCCCAGAAAUUAUGAAGACAGAAUCGUCUACGCCGGUACAAGACGCAGUGGCAGCUGCAGCGGCUGCUGGCAUUGGCGUAGACCCGAACGGCAUUGCCAAUGUCAAGUUUGACAGCAAACGGAUGGCGCGUGUGUCGUUUAAUUCGUGGUUUGAUUUCGACUCGUACUUUGAAUUGUACAUGCAAGAGACAUACCAGCCGUUUCGUAUGCGCUCGUCCUGUAGUGUCGAAGCUUAUCGUCGUAAUCAACAAAAGGUUAUGCUGAACAAUAAAAGCUCACGUGGACGUCGAGCUGAGUUCCCGGACGAAGCGAUACACCACCAUCGGAUAUACAUGUGCACACAUGCAAUGAAGGCACGUUGCCGUGGUGCUAAUACCCGUCCCGGGCAAAAGUACCGUGGUAUUGGCUGUAUGGCGAAGAUUAAUGUCAAGAUUACGCCAGCAGACAACCCGUCCAAGUAUAUGGUGAUUGUUACUGAUCAGGUGGUGUCGCACAAUCACCCGGUAAGCCGUGAGAUCUACGAGGCGUACCCAGACGUGUUGCUUAAGAUGAUGCGACGUAGUCAGCUAUCCCAAUCGAUGCUCGGUCAUCCACCUCCACCAAAAUUCGAGACGCCUCAACAAACGCAAAAGUACGAGCGGGCUAUGAAUACGUUCCAGUCUGUAGCAGAGACCAUGGCUCGACUUAGCGACGAGGACUAUGAAGCACAACUUGGUCAGUUGCAACGGCUCUAUACCCCUACUACGGAGCAAGAUCAAACGGUCUAA